Messenger RNA from Clonostachys byssicola, 1401 nucleotides. The record is from the annotation of a GenBank genome assembly. NCBI's taxonomy places the organism in Eukaryota, Fungi, Ascomycota, Sordariomycetes, Hypocreales, Bionectriaceae.
AUGGCGCCUGGAAACGCCAUCAGGCAGGACUGUGGGGAGUUUCAAUGCGAACCUUGUGGAGUGUUUUUCCCUACCUUGGAGGCGAUGUUGAAGCACAAAGCAGAUAAACGCGCAAAUGAUCAAUACGGGCAUGUUCAUUGCCGAUUUUGUGGGAUAGAUUUUGUCACCGAGGAAGGAGAGAAACUCCAUAUCCAAGAGUAUCAUCCUCACAAGCAGAAUCUCGUGUGCCCUGGGUGCAAUCAUGGACCUUUCACCCGCCUCGCUCAGCUGGUUGAGCAUAUUGAGAAAGGCCAUUGCCCAAGACUCUCCGCCGAUACUCUGGACGAUGUCCGCGCAAAGAAGAUGGAAUUUGCUAAGAAGCUGGUGGCUCUCACGAACGAGCCACUGAAGCAUGAUUUCUCCAGUUAUCUUCAAAGCAAGGCUGAGAUGGCGAGUCAGCCAAAGAUAACAAGAGAACCUGAACCCGCCAAAUCCAAGCCAACUAAACCCUUCGCGACAAAGGCCGAGGAAUGGCCUCGCCUCUCAGAAGCAGUUUUUCAAAGGAUGGGCAAGGCUUCUGAGACCUUGUCCAAGGAUAAACAAGCCCCAUCUUUGGAAAGGAAGAAUGCUGCAACCCCAGCCGUAGUUCCUUUGAGCCGCGCGGAGAGUAAUCCGAACAGAUCUUCUAAGACCAACCCUUCGCAAUCAGAGAAGAGUACUUCGGCAAGAACAGAUCCAGAGUCCGAGUUCAUGUCGACCUGGACCCAACUCCCGCUACCGGCCCCCCCAAAUCGUACAACACAGUCAAGCCAGCCAAGCACGAAUAGGAAUGAAUCGGAUAAAACCACCGAUGGGACGGUCAACGACGUGGCCAAGGCUGCGGCAGAUGCAUGGUCUGAAAAAAAGAAUCUAUUCCCCGAUGCAUGGGCUCCCCAAAAACCAAGUCCUAGGCAACUCGAGCGGGCUACAGCACCAAAUGGACGGGCAAUGCACGAUGCAAUGGAUCCAGAUCACCCAAGCCAUCCUCACUUCGAUGCUUCCAGAUACUAUUCUGAAUUUGUUGGGAAGUACACUUGCCCCAAGAUCGAAUGCUCGAAAUGCUUCAAGAAUGCCAGGGCUCUCACCUCGCAUCUGCUUACCGUUCAUGGAAAUAUAUCUUACAACUGUCCCAACUGUUUCAAGAAGUUCUACUCCUUGACAGCCCUGACAGCACAUGUCGAAUCCAGUAGCCAGCGCUGCAACAUUCGCGAAGCAGACGCAUUUGGGGCUUAUGUAGACCAACUCACCGCUGGGUUGGUCGAUGUAUCCAUUGAACGGUACGAAGACGGCACAAACCAAUACGUGACUGUAGAGGCAGCGAAGGAGAAAUUCGGGCCCAAGAAGGGUCCAGAUGGGAAGAAGCACGUUCCAGGAUGGGAGUGA